AUGAGUGGUGUUCAAUUGAAACGGUUACUUGUUGCAUUGAAUAGAAUUAAACAGCAUGGUUAUGUGUCAAUUUGUAAACAAUCAACAGCUGUUGAACCUAAAAAGGAACCAGAAAAAGUAGAAGUAUUCGUUGAUGGCAAAUCUGUUCACGUCGAACCAAACACAACUGUACUUCAGGCUUGUGCUGUUGCUGGUGUCGAAAUUCCUCGUUAUUGUUACCAUGAGCGUUUAUCGAUUGCUGGCAACUGUCGAAUGUGUCUUGUUGAAAUCGAAAAAACACCUAAACCAGUUGCAAGUUGUGCAAUGCCGGUUAUGAAAGGCAUGCGUAUCUUAACAGAUUCGCCAUUGACCAAGAAAGCACGUGAGGGCGUUAUGGAAUUUUUACUUGUUAAUCAUCCUUUGGAUUGCCCUAUUUGUGACCAAGGUGGUGAAUGUGAUUUACAAGAUCAAUCAAUGGCAUUUGGUAGUGAUCGUAGUCGUUUUACUGACAAUGAAUUUUCGGGCAAACGAUCCGUCGAAGAUAAAAACAUAGGUCCACUUGUUAAAACGAGCAUGAAUCGAUGUAUUCAAUGUACACGUUGUAUCCGUUUUGGUAAUGAAGUAGCCGGAGUUAGCGAUCUUGGUUCAACAGGACGCGGCAGCGAUAUGGUCAUUGGUACAUAUGUUGAAAGACUUUUUAUGUCGGAGCUAUCGGGUAAUGUUAUUGAUUUAUGUCCAGUUGGAGCAUUAACAUCAAAACCUUAUGCAUUCACUGCACGACCAUGGGAAUUAAGAAAAACAGAAUCAAUUGAUGUCAUGGAUGCAUUAGGUAGUAAUAUUGUUGUCAACACUCGUGGUGGUGAUGUUCUUCGUGUAAUCCCACGAAUAAAUGAAGAAGUUAACGAAGAAUGGAUUUCGGAUAAAACACGUUUUGCUUAUGAUGGUCUUAAACGACAACGUUUGACAGCUCCGAUGUUAAAAAAUCGCGAUGGUUUCUUGGUACCAUGUGAUUGGGAAGAUGCGUUAAGUGUUGUUGCUGAACGUAUCGGCCAAGCUGAAUCCGGUGCAAAGAUGGCUGCUCUAGCUGGACGUUUUUGUGAUGCGGAAGGACUUAUAACUUUAAAAGAUUUUAUGAAUCAACUUGGCUGCGAAACGGUUUGCGUCGAAGAGCCGUUCCCAAAUGCUGGGGCUUCAAUCGAUCUUCGUAGUAACUACUUAUUUAAUGGAACAAUCGUCGGCAUUGAACAUGCUGAUUUAGUCUUAUUGAUUGGAACGAAUCCCCGUUAUGAAGCACCGGUACUCAACGCACGUAUACGUAAAGCUUGGACACACAAUGAUUUACAAGUCGCAGUAAUCGGUCCAAAGAUUGAUUUAACAUAUUCAUAUGAACAUUUGGGAGAUAAUACAAAUGUCAUAAAUGAAUUAAUGUCUGGCAAACACGCAUUUUCUAAAAUUUUGAAUGGAGCAAAACGUCCAUUGGUUAUAUUGGGAAGUGCAAUGUUCGAACGUCCAGAUGCAACAUCAGUCUAUGCAAGUGCUGCGCAAUUAUCAGAAAAACUACGUGACGUCGCUGUUAAAGCAGACAAAGAAUGGCGUGUAUUUAGUGUUCUUCAUCGAUAUGCUUCACAAGUAGCAGCUCUCGAUCUCGGUUAUAAACCAGAUGUUAAAAGCAUCAUUGAUUUAAAACCUAGUCUAUUGUAUUUAUUCGGUGCUGAUGAAGGUUUAAUCAAACGUCAAGAUUUACCAAAAGAUUGCUAUAUUAUCUAUCAAGGCCAUCAUGGUGAUCGUGGUGCACAAUUAGCUGAUGCUAUUCUUCCUGGAGCAGCAUAUACAGAAAAACGUGGUAUAUACGCAAAUACUGAAGGUCGUGCUCAACAAACCUAUUUAGCAACAACACCACCUGGCAAAGCACGUGAAGAUUGGAAAAUAGUUCGUGCACUUGCUGAAGUAUGCGGUGUAUCAUUAAAUUAUAAUGAUCUAGAUGGAGUUCGUUCUCGUAUUGAACAAAUAGCACCAAAUCUAACUCGUUUAAAUUCAGUUGAAGAAGCCAAUUAUUUUAAACAAAAUAUUGAACUUUUAAAGCAACAUAAAACAUCAUUCAACAAUCAGCCACUAGUACCUCCAAUCAAUAGCCUUAAAGAAUUUUAUAUGACUGAUUCAAUAAGUCGUGCAUCAAUGACCAUGGCGAAAUGUGUUAAAGCUGCUGAACAACAGACAAAAUCACCGCAUCAAAAUUAG
Messenger RNA from Rotaria socialis, 2217 nucleotides. NCBI's taxonomy places the organism in Eukaryota, Metazoa, Rotifera, Eurotatoria, Philodinida, Philodinidae. The record is from the annotation of a GenBank genome assembly.